AUGGCUGAUGACUCAGUAAUUCACGAGUCUACACUUUUCCACCUGCUGCUUCUGACGGAGCUGGUCCUUCGGUCGGCGUCGUUCCCCACCCCCAGCCCCUUCAUGUGUGGGAUGUUUGGAUCAAUGGUCCAUCACUUGGACAGGUUGUUGAACUCAUCCAAGAAGAUCAAUAACGUGCCGGACGACAAACUUGUGAACUUUGCUGCUGUCGAAGACCAGCUGGAAAGUCUUCCUCGCUUCCAACACACUGCUGCUCACUUCAAGACUCUGAAGAUGAACGAGUCACUCCUGCAGCUGUAUGUGGACACCGAGGCCUUCAGGGUGCACGUCGACUGGCUGAAAGCUGCUAAAGAAAACUUGAGUUUGCCCUUCGAGGCAGACGAGGGGGCCAGAGCCCACCUCCAGCACCUAGCGGUGCUCCUCAGAAAUUCUAUUCACCAGAUUAAUGAAGAGACUCCUCAGACGACAGCUCCCUCGCUUCCCGUUGUCUCCAACUCCUUCGAAGCCCUUAUCUUCUCCGUAGAAAUUUCAGAAAGGUUGCAAGCCUUCAGCUUUAGCUCCAAAAGGAUCUUACGGCACUUCCACAGAAAAUACCUCUGCCCCAGACAUUGA
This is a messenger RNA of Nematolebias whitei (Rio pearlfish), 612 nucleotides long. RefSeq lists its product as uncharacterized. The transcript is spliced from 5 exons. Gene Ontology annotation, cellular component: cytoplasm. The coding region runs from base 1 to 612 and encodes 203 amino acids. The record is from RefSeq and is a predicted model, not a curated record. Gene Ontology annotation, biological process: positive regulation of MAPK cascade; positive regulation of cell population proliferation. Lineage: Eukaryota; Metazoa; Chordata; Actinopteri; Cyprinodontiformes; Rivulidae. Gene Ontology annotation, molecular function: growth factor activity; cytokine activity.